GUUUAUGUCUCGUGUGUGUGCAUGUGUGUGUGUGUGUGUGUGAGUGUGUGCGCGCGCGCGCGCGCCACUCAGACUUGUGGAAAACUCGUGGAGCCGCGCGGUUGCGGCGAAAUAAAGAAAACUGGCGGCGCAAAGUUUCUCAUUAAUGCCUGAAUGCGCAAGAUAUCGAAAAUCCCGAGUCCGAUCGAGCGCGCGCGCGUGUGAUUAUUGUUCGUUAAUCGCCGUCUGCAGGAGCUCGCGGGGCUUCCAGCGAAACUGUGGCCGAUAUUUUCCCCUGCGCGCGGUGUGUGUGUGCUGUCAGUCAGGCUGAGCGUGUUGUUGGUGGGCUGGGUUGGAGUGGGUCGGGGGGUGGUUGAGUGAGGAGGAGGAGGAGGAGGAGGGGAGGAGGAGGGGGGUGUAUUUAACUUGGGAGCACGCGGAGCGCUCCGCACAAACCCCACGCGCACUCCUCUGGAGCUCCAGUAGAGCGCGAGCCACCAUCACACACACACUCUCUCUCUCACUGUUACAACUCUGCACGGGACAGACAGACCGACACAACCAGCGCGAGGGGGCCAUGAGGGGACAGCCGACGCGAGAGAGGCGCGAGGCGCGCGCACAUGCACAAGUGCGCGGCAUGUGAAGGAGCGAGAGAGAGAUAGAGAGAGAGAGAGAGAGAGAGAGAGAGAGAGAGAGAGAGGAAGUCCAGACAGAAAACACCCGCGUGGAAUGAAGUGAAGGGGGAGAGCGCGCGCGCUCGAGAGAGAGGGGCACGUUCCCGUUACUGGAGGAGGGAGGAAUACUGAAUACUGCGCGCGCUCAUCUCGGGACAGCUUGGAGCCUGGAAAGAGACAGAGAGAGAGAGAGAGAGAGAGAGAGAGAGAGAGAGAGAGAGCGUAAAAAUAACAUUGGGACACUGAGUCUGUGUGACAUUUACCGGGACGCCCAGAGACAGCACGCGCGCAUCCGGGGUAAGAGAGAGCGCCAGAGAGAGCGGGAGAGUGAGUGAGAGAGAGAGAGAGAGCGGACGAAGGAGGGGAGGGGGGCGCGCGCGCGUCUCCUUCAUUCCAAUGUCGCGCGACGAGCCUCAGAGGAAGACUCUCCGUCGCCGCUGGUUGUGGUGCGCGCGCGAGCCGCGGAGUCUCACCCCCGCCACCGCGUCGCCAUGGUGACCGGCUGCUGCUGAAGAAGGGCGCGCGCGCGCGGGCGCGAGGAGCCGAAAAAGUUCGGCCGUUGUUUGAAAGAACAGUGUGGACCGUUUCUGCAUUGCUGCUGAUAAAGUCUGCGAGUUUCAGAGGUCUAAAAGUUCGGAAGCUCGUUCUGUUAGAGAAGCUGCUGCAACUGUUUUUGAACAAAGGUUAAAGCUAAAGAGAGGAAGAGGAGACCGAUCCGCUUCACAUCUCUGAUAUUAUCAUAUUUGCCAAUACUUUCAUUAUUUAUUUUUUAUCACCCGCGGAUUGCAUCACCUUUAUAUGUACAGAUAUAUAUAGGAGCGGAAGGAGGACCCAGGGACCCGGAUAAAGCGAGCCGCCCGGCUCCCGGUUGCGUGUCAUUGAAACCGCUCACACGCUCUAUUAAAAGGAUCGCCUUGCUCGUGCUGUCUCUCGGACUAUUUAUGCCGCAGUGAGCCGGACAGAACCCCCGCCUGCCCGGAGACACGCACCGAUCCAGCCAUGGGAUUCCCGCGCAGGAUCAUGGGAUUCCUGCUGCUGCUGCUGCUUGGCGCCGGCGAAGCGGGCAACCUGCGCCUGCGCCCGUCGCCCAGCGACCACCUGCCCGUCCCGGACCUGAAGGAGGACCCCGACCCGGAGUACGACCCGCGCGAGCAGGACUUGAAUGAGCGGACGCUGCGCAAGAAGCUGGGCAGCCACUUCGACCCCAGCUUUAUGUCCGUGGGCAUGCCGCUGCAGCUCAACGUCAGCGCACGGGCGCCCCCGUCGCCGCCCGGCGCGGUGCCCGCGGACUUCCGGAGACUGGACCUGACGGCCACGCCCUACGGCGCCCGCCUCACACUGGGCAAGAAGGCGCGCCGGAAGCUGGUGCAAUUCUUGUGGACGUACACGCACUGCCCCGUGCUGUACGGCUGGAAGGACCUGGGCGCGCGCUUCUGGCCGCGCUACAUCAAGGAGGGCACCUGCUUCAGUGAGCGCUCGUGCUCCCUGCCCGAGGGCAUGUUCUGCAAGCCCGUCAAAUCCGUCACCAAGACCUUCCUGCGCUGGUACUGCCAGGGCUUCCUGCGGCAGAAGUACUGCACCUGGAUCCCCGUGCAGUACCCCAUCAUCUCCGAGUGCAAGUGCUCCUGCUGAGCUGGGGGCACGUGCAUGCGCGGGGAUGAGCGCGAGAGAGACUGAGGAUGUGUGCGCGUGCGUGUGUGUGUGAAAGAAUGAGCGAAACCGAGCGCGCGCCUGUGUUCAGAGCGAGAGAAGUAAGCGAUGGGUGCGCGUGCGUGUGAGUGUGCGCGUGCCUGCCUCAAGAGCGAGAGAAGUAAACGAUGUUUUGCGCGUGCGUGUGUUGAGAGAGGAAUGGGAGAAUGUGUGCGCGUGAGAGAGGAGGAGAGCAUGUGUGCGCGUGCAUGCGUUAAAGAAGAGAGUAAGAGGAUGAGUGAGUGUGCGUGCGUGCGUGGAAAAAAAAGUGAGAGAAUGAGGUCAUGUGUGCUCGUGCGUCCAUCAGGAGACGGACUGAAGAGACUGAAGAGUACAACAAUAAUGAUGACGAUAGUAAUGAUAAU
Molecule: messenger RNA, 2707 nt
Organism: Colossoma macropomum (tambaqui)
Lineage: Eukaryota; Metazoa; Chordata; Actinopteri; Characiformes; Serrasalmidae
Gene: nog2
Product: noggin 2
Exons: 1
Coding region: 1653-2285 (210 amino acids)
Biological process (GO): negative regulation of BMP signaling pathway; negative regulation of cell differentiation; dorsal/ventral pattern formation
Source: RefSeq, a predicted model, not a curated record